AUGUCAUACCCCGACGCAAUGGACCAAGACCAUGCGGCGCCCCCGCCGGCUGCGGCAGCCAACGACCAAGACGCGGAAAUCGGCCAGGUCGCAACCGCCAUGCAGGUCGUGACAGAAGUCUGCAACGCGCCCGCGACCAGCAUAGAGGGCACACCGACACCUCAAGUCGCACAAUCGCAAAAUCCCGUGCCGUCAACAGAGACAGCUCCGACGACGGCGCCAGCAACAUCCGCGGCACCACAGCAGCCCCAGCCGGCAGCGGGGGCGACCCAGCCGGCAGCAACGACCGCGUCUCCGGCUCCCGCGUCGCCCGCGCCCGCCCGCACCGGCACUCCAAUGCGCAACAUGGUUGGCGGCGGCGGCGGUGACACGGGCUCCCGCGCCGGCUCGCUGCACCCGGAGCCGAGCUUCAAUAUGCCGGCCGAGGCCGCCACGCACGGCGCGCCCGCUAGGGUGUACCUCAACACCAAGGUCACGGGCGUGCUGCUCGAGGGCAUGAAGAUAAUCGCAAAGGAUCAGCCUAAUGACCCUCUGCGUGUCCUCGGCGAGUUCUUGCUACAGCGCUCCAAAGAGAUCGAGUCAACGAGCUAG
Pyricularia pennisetigena is the source of this 591-nucleotide messenger RNA. RefSeq lists its product as uncharacterized. Lineage: Eukaryota; Fungi; Ascomycota; Sordariomycetes; Magnaporthales; Pyriculariaceae. The coding region runs from base 1 to 591 and encodes 196 amino acids. The record is from RefSeq and is a predicted model, not a curated record. The transcript is spliced from 3 exons.